AUGAAUAAGGCCAAAGAUAUCGUAGGAAAAGACGAUUCUGGGCCUAAACAGAGUAAAAGGCUUUCUCUAUUAGACAGUGAGGAGAGAAGUUUAUCUGAAGAGGACAAUCCUGUAGAAUCUAUUAUGGCAAUAAAUAUUGGGAUGCAAAUGCUCCGUAUUGACAUAUUAAGAGAUCAUGGCACAGCGAAAAUUAAACUGCACUUUCAUCCACGAGAAACCGGCGAUGUGUGCACGCAAAUAUGUAAAGAACUCCUCCAAUGCACACUAAACAGCAAAUACCAGGGAAAGCGCAAGAACGUGAAGAAGUUUAACUUUUCAUGUGCACAGUGCGGCACAUCAACCACUCCGCUCUGGCGCAGGCACGGCCACCGCAUGGUGUGCAAUGCAUGCGGCCUUUAUUUCCGCACACACGGGGGCCUAUCACGCCCAAAGCGACUCUUUAAGACUGCGUCUAAAGAUAGUAAAAAAUGCGACCAGAAUGAACCAAUUAACAAACAAAAUGCUAAUAAAUGA
Nematocida parisii ERTm1 is the source of this 513-nucleotide messenger RNA. RefSeq lists its product as uncharacterized. Bases 1 to 513 code for a protein of 170 amino acids. Gene Ontology annotation, molecular function: zinc ion binding; RNA polymerase II cis-regulatory region sequence-specific DNA binding; DNA-binding transcription factor activity, RNA polymerase II-specific. The transcript has a single exon. The record is from RefSeq and is a predicted model, not a curated record. Gene Ontology annotation, biological process: positive regulation of transcription by RNA polymerase II; negative regulation of transcription by RNA polymerase II. NCBI's taxonomy places the organism in Eukaryota, Fungi, Microsporidia.